Penaeus indicus is the source of this 2228-nucleotide messenger RNA. Its product is annotated as neuropilin-1-like. Bases 59 to 889 code for a protein of 276 amino acids. The record is from RefSeq and is a predicted model, not a curated record. Lineage: Eukaryota; Metazoa; Arthropoda; Malacostraca; Decapoda; Penaeidae. The transcript has 6 exons.
CCCCGUGAUCAACAUCAUCACCUUCGACAAUGCGCCCUGCACGGCCCAGUCCGGAGAAAUGGGAACCUGCUACAGCCAGAAGGAGUGCGAAGGAUUUGCCGGGACCCCGUCAGGCACGUGCGCCAACGGCUUCGGCAUCUGCUGCGUGUUAACUGCGACUUGUGAUGGUACCAUUUCGGUGAAUGGUACCUACUUCACCAGCCCUGGUUACCCAUCUACUUACUCCACACCGGGCACAUGUAUGGUGGAGAUCAUGCCUCCUACAGGUACGUGCCAGAUCUUGUUGGAGUUCGAAAGCUUCAAUCUUAUGGGACCAGUUAACGGUGACUGUAACAACGAUACUUUUGUUGUUAUGGGAGCCAACGCUGGCAGUAAUAUCCCAGUCAUCUGUGGCGCCAACACAGGACAGCACAUGUACAUUGACGUUGACCAUGCAUCUGGUCCCUACAAGUUAAUGGCCACGACCUCCUCACUGGCUUAUGCUAGAAACUGGAAGAUCAAGGUAACCUUCUUAGACGAGAAUGACCCAUGCAAGGCUCCUCCUCGUUGCCUGCAGUACUAUAAGGAGACAUCAGGCUCCAUCACCUCAUUCAACUUCGGUCCUGAACCAAUGAUGCUCACAAAUCAGCAAUAUUGCAUUUGCUUCGGCUACAAUCCCGGCUUCUGCGACAUCGGCAUGAACUUCAACAGGCUGGAUCUCGGCAACAUUAAUGGCAAUUGUGGUAACGAUUACCUGGGCAUCGGCUCUGAGAAGUUGUGUGGAGACUUCGGUACUUUAACCGCUCAAGCCAACGCCACCGGCCCCAUCAACUUGUGCGUGUAUUCCGACGACAACAACGACCGCGAGGAGGAAGGCUUCAAUGUAAACUAUCUUAUGUUGGCGUGCUAAUAGCGGCGACGUUUUUAUUAUCAACCUUACCCCCCCCCCAUCCCCCUUUCUUCGCAAUCUCACCAAAAGCGACAACCACCAUGACGGCUUCCAUUCCCGUGGAAACUGUUGUGUGGAGCGGAUCGUGGUAAUGAGUGUCAUUUAAUUUCUCCCUUCACCCUUCCCCCACAACGACUCUGGGCAAAGAGUGAUUGUUAUGCAGUUCCUCCAGAACUUGCGACGGUGCGAGAGCUUCAGUAUGUGAGGCAAGAGUCACCUCUAUCACCAUGUGUAAUAUAGUGUACAAUAUGUGGGCAGCAAGAGACAUUGUAUAGCACUGUACAGAAUGAUUAUUAUUUUUGUAUCGAGUCAGGAAUGAAGCGAGUGAUGUUUGUGCGAGUGAACGUCUUUUGAAUGUUUAUUGUUGAUAUGUUUACACUACUAUCUGUUAAGUUAUUGAUAAUGUAAUUUAUUUUAUUUAUUAUAUUACUGAGAGAAACAAGGUAGCGAUAACAAUCUUUCGCUAUACUUCUCAGGGCAAUUAUGUGUCAAGCAGAGACAGUUUGUUACUGUAUCGAGACUAAUCCUACACCAAUAAAUGAAAAAAUAAAGUCGAUUUUUUUUUCCAUUCCUUCUUCAGCAGCUAUUCUGCUAACGUGAUGUUUGAUAGAAAUGCAUUGCAUCUUUCUCACAAGUGUGUAGCCGCUGUUAUCAACAUCAACAUGGCGUAACUGCUGGGAUUAGCAUUACGUGUAUAACAUCUGUAGCCACUGCCAUCAGCAUCAGCAUGGCGUAGCUGCUGGCCUCAGCAUCACGCGUAUAUCAUCCUUGGUUGACGGUUUCCUCGUGGGUUGCGAUAAGGAUAAUGGCCGUGUUCCUCCAUGUGUUUAUAUGUGCUGAAUUAGGCCUUGUCCCUAGUGUUGACGUAUAUAUGGAAGGAAGGGCGUCUCACGAAAGGGGGCUAUCACAGGUUUAUAGAACAGUUUGAGAGUGAAUACUGGCUUGACAACACGUACAUAAGGACCGAUCAGAGGACUUUUGUUAAAGGCCUUGACUGUUCCCGCUAUACGUAUGUAUCAUACACAUUCAUGUAUGGAUAUACAUUAGUGUCCGUGUAUAUUGUUGCUUACCUAAAGCAGUAGGGUAUAAUGACAUUCUUAGGAAACAGUAAUAUGUAUUCUUUCUGUAUUUGUAAUAUUAUAAGUACUGAUAUAAUCUUGUUAGUGAAUCUAAGUCGAAUUGUAACUGCAACUACAAUUAUUACUGUAUUAUUAUUGCAUUGAUUUAUGAUUAAUAUUGUAUUGAUUAUGUAUUGAUUACAUAUUUGACCGCAUUCCAAUAAACUGAGAAGCGAGUACGA